This is a messenger RNA of Acanthoscelides obtectus, 231 nucleotides long. The record is from the annotation of a GenBank genome assembly. NCBI's taxonomy places the organism in Eukaryota, Metazoa, Arthropoda, Insecta, Coleoptera, Chrysomelidae.
CGUGCGAAAAAUCCUCCAGACGCCCAUGGAAUCAGGUGCGAUUCCCAUCUCAUUUCGGCUCCGACCUGAAAGACCUCCUGCGGAACCUGCUGCAGGUCGAUCUGACGAAGAGGUACGGCAACCUCAAGAUGGGCGUUAACGACAUCAAGGGACACAAAUGGUUCGCGUCCACCGACUGGAUAGCCAUAUUCCAAAAGAAAAUCGAAGCGCCAUUUAUACCGAGGUGUAAGG